UGCGUAGUAAUGAUUUACAGUAACAAGUAAGAGCAGUGGAGUUGUUAAUGAUGUCUGUGCUUUGGUGACCUACAACUAUAGGGAGGCGAGGGCCACAUGUAAACCUCAUUACUCAAUUCAUAAAAAACACUGGAGCUAGUUAAUAUAUUUGAAAUGAACAGUAAACACACAAGAUAGACAUAUAAAUAGUAUAAUUGACUAUGUGUAAAUAACUGAAUUAAGCCACUCCAAAUGGUGUCAUUACUUGAUUGUAUGUAGCACAUUUCUCUCGUAAACGAAUUCACUGACAUUUUAGAAAUAUUGUUGCCUUUAUUUGUCUGUGGUCUGUGUGGCCAGGUCUCCACUGCGGAACCCUUUCACGUGGUUUACGUUUCUCUAUGCCGAGUAUAGUGACGGACCUUAGCUCCUCAACAUGCGCCAUUGACAUUAAACGUAUCCCAAACGGCGGGGGGCCAGUUUCUUUCAUUUUUUACUAGCUAGUCAGGGGCCGUAGCUCGUCUUAAGUAAACGUCCGCCUCAUUUUGAAACAAUGGAGACUAUUUUAGAGCAACAGCGUCGCUAUCACGAAGAGAAAGAGAGGCUAAUGGAUGCUAAAACGAAAGAAAUGUUGCACAAGAAGUCCACGCUGCGGGAACAGAUUAACUCUGACCAUCGAACAAGAGCAAUGUUGGAUAGGUAUAUGGAAGUGAGCGCAAAUCUCAGAGACUCCUAUGAAGACAAAGAUGGAAUGAGGAGGGAUGAACUUGCUGCCAUCUCAGGACCAAAUGAGUUUGCAGAGUUCUACAACAGACUGAAACAGAUAAAGGAGUUUCACAGAAAACAUCCAAAUGAGAUUUCCAUUCCCAUGUCAGCAGAGUUUGAAGAGCUGAUGAAGGCCAGAGACAACCCCAGUGAGGAGGCUCAGAACCUGGUGGAGUUCACUGACGAGGAAGGUUAUGGCCGUUACCUUGAUCUCCACGACUGCUACCUGAAGUACAUCAACUUGAAGGGAGCUGAGAAACCUGAGUAUAUCACUUACCUGUCUUCAUUUGACCAGCUGUUUGACAUCCCCAAGGACAGGAAAAAUGCUGAAUACAAAAAGUAUUUGGAGAUGCUGCUGGAAUACCUGCAGGACUACACGGACAGGGUCAAACCUCUGCUGGACCAGAACGAGCUCUACGGCAAAGUGCUGUCGGACUUUGAGAAAAAGUGGGAGAAUGGGACCUUUCCGGGCUGGCCUAAAGAGACAAGUAGUGCUUUGACACAUGCUGGAGCUCAUCUGGACCUUUCUGCCUUUUCUUCCUGGGAGGAGUUGGCCUCCUUGGGUCUGGACAGAUUGAAGUCUGCCCUCAUGGCAUUGGGACUGAAGUGUGGAGGGACUCUGGAGGAGAGAGCUCAGAGACUCUUCAGCACUAAAGGCAAAUCCCUGGAAUCACUGGACCCUUCACUGUUUGCCAAGAAUCCCAAAGCCAAAGGCCCAAAAAAAGACACGGAGCGUAACAAGGAAAUUGGUUUCCUGGAGGCUCAAGUGUAUGAAUAUGUGGAGAUCCUCGGGGAGCAGAGGCAGCUGACUCAUGAGAACGUGCAGAGGAAGCAGGCCAGGACCGGAGAGGAGCGCGAGGAAGAGGAGGAAGAGCAGCUCAGUGAGAGCGAGAGCGAAGAUGAAGACAACGAAAUCAUCUACAACCCCAAGAACCUGCCGCUGGGCUGGGACGGCAAGCCGAUUCCAUACUGGCUCUAUAAACUCCAUGGGCUGAACAUCAACUACAACUGUGAGAUCUGUGGAAACUACACUUACAGAGGACCCAAAGCCUUCCAGAGACACUUCGCAGAAUGGAGGCACGCUCAUGGUAUGCGCUGUCUUGGAAUUCCCAACACCGCUCACUUCGCCAACGUGACUCAGAUCGAAGACGCCGUCUCUUUGUGGGCAAAACUGAAGUCCCAGAAGGCUUCAGAGCGGUGGCAGCCAGACACAGAGGAGGAGUAUGAGGACUCGAUUGGAAAUGUGGUCAACAAGAAGACCUAUGAGGAUCUGAAGAGGCAAGGCUUGCUGUAGAUUGAAGCGAAUUUGAAUGAGUAGCGCAGAGGGAAUGAAAAGAUCUAACUUCUAAAGAGCGACCUCAAAAAUUUGCUAUACUUUUUAUCACUGAUUUCCCUGUUUCUUAUUAUUUGUAAGUAGUAGUGUUGUUUUACAGACUGUCCCACCCUCCAUUCCUCCAUUUGAUAAUUUUGUAAUGUGGCAACCAUUGACUAUUAUAAUAAACUCCUUACUUUUGA
This is a messenger RNA of Xiphias gladius (swordfish), 2256 nucleotides long. It is a transcript of the gene sf3a3, whose product is annotated as splicing factor 3a, subunit 3. The coding region runs from base 530 to 2035 and encodes 501 amino acids. Lineage: Eukaryota; Metazoa; Chordata; Actinopteri; Istiophoriformes; Xiphiidae. Gene Ontology annotation, molecular function: zinc ion binding; RNA binding. Gene Ontology annotation, cellular component: spliceosomal complex; nucleus. The transcript has 17 exons. The record is from RefSeq and is a predicted model, not a curated record. Gene Ontology annotation, biological process: mRNA splicing, via spliceosome.